AUCUUUAAUCUUCAAUCUUCAAUUUUUAAUGCGUAGUCUGAUACGGGCACAAUAUCAUCCUAGGCUAUGUUCCAAAACGUACUCUCCGAGGAAAAUUUUACUCCGAUGGCCGUUCCGAAACUUUUUUGAGCGUCUCUGAUUGGUUCCAGGUUGGCCAUCGAGUAAAAUUUUUCUCGGAGAGGAAAUUUUACAUCGUUUUGGAACUUAGCCAUAAAUCUACGGAAAUUACCUAGCAAAGCAUUAAUUUAGGACGCAAGAAGAUUAGAUUUGGUCUGUACGUGUUUCAAACAUUUCAAAUUUAUGCUCAAAAAAUAGUGUGCUUAUACAUAUCUCCUUAAAAAAGUUUGUGGAAGAAUCUUCAACAUUUUACUAUAAUGUCCAAUAGUGAAAUAUUAUCAGAUACAUGUAAUAGAAGACGUUCUCCUAGGGAACGUAAAGAUUGCUUGAAACAUGCCUUGCAGCGAACACUGGUUUUACAGAAUGUGAUCAAUAAAUCUACUGUAAAUAAACUUAAUGAAGUUAUAAAUGAAGCUGACAUUGUUGCUAAUGAGACAAAUAUUCAAGAAAAAGGUAUAUAUUUGCAGGAAGUACUUAUGGAUUCGCAAAUGAUGAUAUCAUCUUCCAAAGUCCUGAAAACUUGUACUAUUUCUCUGACAAAGAAAAUGAAUGACUAUGACUGUAUUGACUUUGCACAAAAGCUGGUGAAAUAUGUACAAGGAAUGUCAGACAAUCCGGAAUUACCACCAGAUUGGUCGCUUUUAGAGCCACAAGUAACAAAAUUGUUCAAAAGGGUUCCUAACUGCAGUACACUCUUAGGUACAUUGGAGCCUUUAGAGAAGAAAAUUAUAGUUAGGAAGAAACCUGAACAGAGAAUAGCGCAGCAAGCUGCAAUGGUAGUGCCUGAGAAACUAGUGCGAGUCGCAAAUACCAAGGAUGAGGACAGUGUUGAACGAACUGUGAGGAAGAUUAGAAAAUUAAUUGUAACUUACUAUAAGGAAACACGGAAACCACUAGAUUUUUUCAAGUUAAUUCUGCAUCCACAAGAUUUUGGAAGGGCUGUCAGAAAUAUGCUGUACAUAUCAUUUCUUGUGAAAGAUGGAAUAGUGACAGUGAGAAAAGAUAAUAAUGGAAGCCUCGUCAUACAACCAUGUCACAAGGAAAAAAAUUUGCAAAGAAGUGAUACUAGAACAGGCAUUCAAAAUAUAAUUUCUUUAAAUAUGAAACAAUGGAUGACAUUAAUAAAGAUACAUAAAGUGGAGAAACCAAUGAUUGAUUUUGAUGAAGAUAAGUAAUGCUGCUUAUAAAUUAACAUAUGUUUUUUAUAAGCCCAGGGUUGGCACUAUCUCGUAAUUUUAUAUCUCCAAAACAUUAUAUUAAAUGUAUUUUCAAUUAUAUAUUAUAUUAAAGGAAAGAAUAAUUUUAUA
Molecule: messenger RNA, 1424 nt
Organism: Formica exsecta
Lineage: Eukaryota; Metazoa; Arthropoda; Insecta; Hymenoptera; Formicidae
Gene: Nse4
Product: non-structural maintenance of chromosomes element 4 homolog A
Exons: 8
Coding region: 375-1292 (305 amino acids)
Biological process (GO): DNA repair
Cellular component (GO): nucleus; Smc5-Smc6 complex
Source: RefSeq, a predicted model, not a curated record